CCGCCCCCGACCGUCCGCCCUGGCGCUGGUGGUAAAUCUGCGCCUGCGUACGGACUGGUGCGGUAACUUCGGACAUGGGGUUUGGUUGUCAGUGGGCUUUUUGGUCUCUGUCGUAACCAUGGAGUUAUAUAAAUGCUUCUGAGGUGUAGGCCUCUGGUGGUGGUCUGAGCCCUGGAGUCUCCUAGGUGGUUACCUUUCUGGAACACGUUACAUUUGGAGGCUAAGAGGGGGAACACUUGAAUUUUUGUUUCCCUAAUUCUUUGCUGUCGACUUCUAAAAUUGAGUACAAACUUACAGAUGUCCAAAAAUGAUUGAGAUAGAGCAGGCAGAGGCCCAGCUUGCUGAGUUAGACCUGCUAGCCAGUAUGUUCCCUGGUGAGAAUGAGCUCAUAGUGAAUGACCAGCUGGCUGUAGCAGAACUGAAAGAUUGUAUUGAAAAGAAGACAAUGGAGGGACGAUCUUCAAAAGUUUACUUUACUAUCAAUAUGAACCUGGAUGUAUCUGAGGAAACAAUGGCGAUGUUUUCUCUGGCCUGUAUUCUUCCCUUUAAAUACCCAGCAGUUCUGCCUGAAAUUACUGUCAGAUCACUAUUACUGAGUAGAUCCCAGCAGACUCAGCUGAACACAGAUCUGACCGCAUUCUUGCAAAAACAUUGUCAUGGAGAUGUUUGUAUACUGAAUGCCACAGAGUGGGUUAGAGAACAUGCUGCUGGCUAUGUCAGCAGAGAUUCUUCAUCUUCACCCACCACAGGAAGUACAGUCCAGUCAAUUGACGUCAUCUUCACGAGACUCUGGAUCUAUAGCCAUCAUAUCUAUAACAAAUGCAAAAGAAAGAAUAUUCUAGAGUGGGCAAAGGAGCUUUCCCUGUCUGGGUUUAGCAUGCCUGGAAAACCUGGUGUUGUUUGUGUGGAAGGCCCACAAAGUGCCUGUGAAGAAUUCUGGUCAAGACUCAGAAAAUUAAACUGGAAGAGAAUUUUAGUUCGCCAUCGAGAAGACAUUCCUUUUGAUGGUACAAAUGAUGAAAUGGAAAGACAAAGGAAAUUUUCCAUUUUCGAAGAAAAAGUGUUCAGUGUUAAUGGAGCCAGGGGAAACCACAUGGACUUCGGUCAGCUGUAUCAGUUCUUAAAUGCCAAAGCAUGUGGGGAUGUUUUCCAGAUGUUCUUUGGUGUAGAAGGACAAUGACAACAAAAGAGGAGUUGAAACUAUCUUGUCACUGUUGACCUUUUGCUUCCCCCUUUUUCUUGAAAGAUUAAGUAAUUUUAUUUUAGUUCCAUUUAGAAUGUUGGGGAAUGAGGGACAAGGAAAAAGCAGUAUAGCUGAAAUGCAUCUGUUAAAAAUGUCAUGAUUGGGCCAGGCGCGGUGGCUCGAGCCUGUAAUCCCAGCACU
This is a messenger RNA of Saimiri boliviensis boliviensis (Bolivian squirrel monkey), 1384 nucleotides long. It is a transcript of the gene RWDD2B, whose product is annotated as RWD domain containing 2B. Lineage: Eukaryota; Metazoa; Chordata; Mammalia; Primates; Cebidae. The record is from RefSeq and is a predicted model, not a curated record. Gene Ontology annotation, molecular function: protein binding.